UGCAUGCAUCUCGGGUUGAGGCAUGCAGGGCAAGCAACACCAGCUCUUCUUCUGUGCAAGCUCUCUCUAGAUCGACAGCACUUUCCAGCAGCAACAACAGAAAGGACAACCUUCCUUUCUUUGCUGUUUAGUCAGCUUCUUGUACCUUCGAAUCGUUUUGUUCUUCUGCGAUAUGGCGCGUCCCGAGUUCUUGAUUUUCUGGGCUUUAGCUCUCAUGGCUUCGUUCUCCAUGGCUUCGGCUGCGAUCGUGGAGCACACGUUUCAUGUGCAAAAUCUAACGGUGAACCGGUUGUGCCAACGGCGAGUGAUCACGGCGGUCAACGGAACCCUUCCGGGUCCGGCCAUACACGUCCGGGAGGGCGACACGCUUGUGGUCCACGUCUUCAACAAGUCACCUUACAACCUCACUAUUCACUGGCAUGGAGUGUUUCAGCUCCUGAGCGGUUGGGCGGACGGUCCCGAAUAUAUCACGCAGUGCCCGAUCCGACCCGGAAGCAGUUAUACCUACAAAUUCACCAUCACCGGACAAGAGGGAACUCUUUGGUGGCACGCUCAUGUCCAGUGGCUCCGUGCGACGGUUCACGGAGCGCUCAUAAUCCACCCCCGAUUGGGUAACAAGUACCCGUUCCCAAAGCCCCACCGAGAAAUUCCCAUUUUACUUGGAGAGUGGUGGAAUGCCAACGUCAUCGACGUGGAAAACCAAGGGUUGGCAACCGGUGCCGCCCCGAACAACUCCGAUGCCUAUACCAUCAACGGGAGGCCCGGAGAUCUCUAUAAUUGCUCUCAAAAUCCCAAGUUCACGUACACGUACAAGGUGGAGCAAGGGAAGACCUAUCUGCUGCGCAUCAUCAACGCUGCCCUCAAUAACCAGCUAUUCUUCAAGGUAGCCGGCCACAAGAUGACGGUCGUCGCGGUCGACGCCACGUACACCAACCCCUACGUGACGGACGUCGUCCUCGUCGCCCCAGGCCAGACCACCGACGUCCUCCUCACCACCGACCAGGCCCCCGGGGCCUACUACAUGGCGGCCAGGCCGUACGCCAGCGCCCCCAAUGUGCCGUUCGACAACACGACCACUCGGGGCAUCUUCAUUUACGAGAAUGCCCCUUCCAGGGCCGUUUCCGCCCCGAGGAUGCCGACCCUCCCGGCCUUCAACGACACCCCCACAGCCCACAAGUUCAACAGCAACCUGACCGGGCUGAUCAGCGGGCCACACUGGACCCCGGUGCCGCUACAGGUCGACGAGCACAUGCUCGUGACCGUGGGGCUGGGCCUGGCGCCGUGCGGGGCGCCCGGGAACAACUCCUGCGGCGGGCCCCAAGGGCAGAGGCUCUCGGCCAGCAUGAACAACGCCUCUUUCCAGUUCCCCACGACGCUCUCCAUCCUGCAAGCGUUCUUCUUCAACGUCCGAGGAAUCUACACCACCGAUUUCCCCAACAAGCCGCCGGUGGCGUUCGAUUACACGAACCAAAACAACAGCAUGAACCUAGCCCUCAUAUUCGCGCCCAAGAAGACGAGCGUCAAGAAAUUGAAGUACAACGCCACGGUCGAGAUGAUACUGCAAGACACGUCGUUGGUAGCCGUCGAGAACCACCCCAUGCACCUCCACGGGUACAAUUUCCACGUGUUGGCUCAGGGUUUCGGCAAUUUCAACCCAAAGACCGACCGGAAGAAGUUCAACCUCGUGAACCCGCAGAUGCGGAACACGAUCGGCGUCCCCGUCGGAGGGUGGGCCGCCAUCCGGUUCCAAGCUAAUAAUCCAGGCGCCUGGAUCAUGCAUUGCCAUCUGGACGUCCACUUGCCGUUGGGCCUGGCCACGGCAUUCCUCGUCGAGGAUGGGCCAACUCCGUCGUCCACGCUGCCCCCGCCACCUAGCGACCUGCCAACAUGCUGACACUUCUCGAAUUAUAUUCUUGUUUGAUUUGACUUUAUAUGUAUUUUUGCCGCAAGAAUUAUUGCUUUUCACUAUUCUGUUUGUUUGGGUCUCUAAUUCUUUUGCCAUUCCUUCCAAGGCAAGAAAGAGUUUGUAAUAAGGACAGAGUUCCUAGUUGCUAUACCUUUCAUUCCCUUCAAAAAUGUCGUUCUUGUAUCAAGUGAUCGAGGAUCACAUUCUUUGGCUUGUAAUCCAAUGAAAUGGUAGAUUUGCUUUGUUUGAUUUAA
Syzygium oleosum is the source of this 2160-nucleotide messenger RNA. RefSeq names its product laccase-7. Gene Ontology annotation, biological process: lignin catabolic process. Lineage: Eukaryota; Viridiplantae; Streptophyta; Magnoliopsida; Myrtales; Myrtaceae. The record is from RefSeq and is a predicted model, not a curated record. The transcript is spliced from 6 exons. The coding region runs from base 173 to 1894 and encodes 573 amino acids. Gene Ontology annotation, molecular function: copper ion binding; hydroquinone:oxygen oxidoreductase activity. Gene Ontology annotation, cellular component: apoplast.